Messenger RNA from Impatiens glandulifera, 1266 nucleotides. RefSeq lists its product as uncharacterized. Gene Ontology annotation, cellular component: chloroplast. The transcript has a single exon. The record is from RefSeq and is a predicted model, not a curated record. Lineage: Eukaryota; Viridiplantae; Streptophyta; Magnoliopsida; Ericales; Balsaminaceae. The coding region runs from base 88 to 1119 and encodes 343 amino acids.
UUAUCCAAAAGCCUCCCUCCUAAAGACAGACACUUUUUUCUCAUCUGUUUGCUGGGUUUUCAUCUUCAUAGAUAGACUCACUCGAAAAUGUCAGCUUGUUAUCUUCUCAAAAUCAACUUGCAGAAGAUCAAUUACUCAUUCCAAUGCAAACCCACAAAACCUAAUUUCCUCAUCAGUUAUCCCUUCUCAACCAAACUUCAUCAGUUUCACCAUUCCUCUUCAUUAUUCCUCCAACCCCUGUCGUCCAGAACAAAACUCAGCUAUAACUUUCAUGUCCACUCUUCUAUCUCCACUCCAUCUCCUCCUCUUUCAAAAGACGAAGCCAUCGUUCAAGCCAAAACCUGCCUCUCCGCCGCACUCGAGAAGCCUCUUAACAAUCCCAAACUUCCCGGAAAACUGAAGAAGCUGAAACAGCCAAGGCUCAGAGUCGAAAUCCCAAUCGUCGACGAUUCACCCUCUUCUCUCUCGAAUCUCGCUUUCCAGGUAUUUGGGGACAUACCCAUCAAAAGAAAAGGCUCAGCAGUCAAGGUUCUGAUAAUUUGGUCGAAUCCCAUAUUAGCGGAAGCUGCAUCAAAGAAAUUCGACAAUCUCUCCUCGAACUUGGCUGUCGAGAAUCGUGAUCUGCCAUCAGUCAGCAACAACGGCGAUUCCAGAGCUUUGAAUUCCUCCGAUGUGGUGGUUUUCAUGUUGCCGGAAACUUCUGAAUUGGGACUUGUGAAGAUAGUAACCGAGAGAGCUUAUCCAAAGGCAACCGUGAUUUUCAACCCUAAAUGGGGAUUUGAGGAAGAGGGAGAUUUGAAAGAAGAGAAAGGAUUCGUGGGAUCAUUUGAGGUUGUUUAUUCGUUCAUGGGUCUGGAGGUGAGAGGGUUAUUAAGUAAGAGGAAAGGGGUGGUAUUUAAGUGCGCCAGAGAUGGAAUUAUCAGUGGAGAGAGAUGGAACAUUCUAAUGGAAGAAGAAGGAGGAGGUGGAGGAAUGGAAGUGGUGUCGCAGUUGAAGACGCGGCCGUCGAUCGCCGAGGUGGAGAACGUUCUGUACAAUGUAAUGGCGAUCAAUUCGCCGAUCACAAAAUCGGCUAAGUUCUUGAAGGAUAUGCUGUCAAAUGUAACAGGUAAGAAGUAAAAAGAAAAGCAUGCUGGAUUUUGGGCUAUAAAUUGGGGGUAUGUUAUAAUAGUUAUAUUAAAAUGGACUUUUCAACUAGAUUGUUUGUCCUAAUUAAUUGAUUUAGGGCCGAGUCUUUUAAUUAAAGAUGAUCGAAUUUGAAUUGUA